UUCGUUUUAGAUUGCGCUUGAAGGUACAUACAAAUAAAGAUACACCGACUUAACACAGAUUCAAUAAUAUUAUUUAUAGCCGAAAUUAAAACAAAAAUAUAUUUUAGUUUGUGUAUUUUUAAUUCAAACAGUGACUGUGACUUCGUCAAUUGAAUAAAAGCAUCACUCGUCGUCGGUACUCGCUGUAUUUUUGAUAGAUAACCUCUUGUGACCCCCUGUUGUUCAUAACAAUAAAAAUACAACAUUGCCAUUCAUUGCGUUGUAAAUAAUUUAUCCCCUCAUCAUCAUCAGUAUCUCAGACAAAGACACAACAAGCGUAUUUGUUUCUGGAAAAUUUGUUGCACACAAAAUGGGAGCGGGAGCACAUCAAAUUUAUAUUCUAGCUGAAUGUUUGGCUGUUUUGGUCUUAACGCUUUUGACAUUAUCCAUCGACGGAUAUUCCAUAACUAUCCCAGCGGAUCCAAGUAAUCCGGGAAAAUGUGUGUAUCGGAGUGAGGACCUUAAACCAGGAAUUAAUAUUGGUCCUCUGCCGUGUCAACAGUUAACAUGUAACGAGGAUGGAUCGGUUCUUGUUGAAGGGUGUGGAAAAAUUAAUCUCAAGGAUUGUAAUCGUGGAGAAAGGAUACAUAUCGAUCAGCCAUAUCCUGCGUGCUGUAAACAGAGAUUUAAAUGCAAACGGCCAGAUGGUUCUUCAUAUUACCAAGAAAAGAAUAUAGUUUAGAGAGUAUAGUGUUUUUGAGUCUAUUAAACUUGUAAUUUAAAUUAGAGUGAUUAAGUUAAGAAGACAGUAAAGAGAAAGCUUGUUACAAUUUAAGACACGUACUUCUCAUACAAAUGACAAAAAACAUAAUUUGUUUUUUAAUAAAAUAAUUUAUAAGUUAAAUUUAAAGAAAAACAA
This is a messenger RNA of Eupeodes corollae, 898 nucleotides long. RefSeq lists its product as uncharacterized. Lineage: Eukaryota; Metazoa; Arthropoda; Insecta; Diptera; Syrphidae. Bases 350 to 721 code for a protein of 123 amino acids. The transcript has 3 exons. The record is from RefSeq and is a predicted model, not a curated record.